UUUUGCCGGUUUAUGGAGUUUUAAUUUCCAUGACCAUACUUUUCCCGCGAAAUCUAUUUUCAGUUAUUGUGUGAAUCGACAUAAUUUGGAAGUUAUUGAGCAACGUCAAAUGACAAUUGUUAGAAACACAAGAAAGAUGGAAGAUAUUUGGAAUGAAUUAAAAAAAUUCUAUGGAGUACAAGUAGCAACGUAUUGUAAAAGUAAGAACUUGAUGCUUGAAAAAAUAAAAUGUGGUGCAAUUAAAUUGCAUAAUUGUGCGGAUCUUAUGGAGUGUUCAAGAAUUCUCCAAGAUGAAAAAGAACAACCCUUAUUUUCUAAUUUUUUGGCAUCGCAGUUUUGUAAUUUAAAACUGCCAUCAAAAAAAAAAACUUUAAGUGAUGAAGAAAAGAUCAAAGAAGAAAAUAAUCCUUAUCUUAACAAUAUUAAUUUGAAAGUUAUAUUAAGAGAAAAAUCUAAUUUCAUAUCAACUAAAUCUGUUUCGAAUAAUUGUAUCCUUGAUACAGCUCUAUCUGUUAAAGACAUAUAUAAUAAUAUAAUUAAAAUUAAAGUGAAUAGAUUGAAUGACACAGAAGUUGACCAGAAUUAUUCUAAUCAAUUAAUGUUUAUUUUGAAAAAUUUUCAAAAAAAGCAUAAGAAAUACUCAUAUAAUGUUCAUUUAAAUAAUAUAUUGGAAAAGAAUAAUGUAGGUAGAUAUCAUGGCACAUUAACACAAUCAUGGCAACAAAUAGAUGAAAUUGAAAUAGAUAUAAAAAAGAUUAGUUAUUUUUUUAAUAAUAUUUUAAUUAAAGUAGUGCCUUUGGAAUUAUUUGGUUCCUACAAAAACAUACAAAUUAUUCACAAACUGAUCUAUAGCAUUCUUAAGAGUGCAAGAUUUCAGCCAAUAUAUUUAAAAUCAUACAUCAAUAAAUUAAAUAUUGAGAAAAUUAAGUGGUUGAAAUGUUAUAAAGAAGAGUCAGUUAAGUGGCUCAUUAUCAGUAAACUAAUUUAUUGGUUCAUUACCAAAUAUAUUUUUUUAAUUUUUAAUAGAAAUUUUUUUUUAACAGUACAUCCUGCUGCCAUUGGCAAAAGGUUAUAUAUUAAAAAUGGUAGAUGGAAAACCAUAAAGAAACAUUUUGUCAAAGAUAGAGUUAAUAAAAAAGUUUUUAUUAAUGUAUUUGAGAACAAAUGGUUUUCUUCAAAAAGCGAGUUCAAGCUUUUUCUAAAACACUCUGGUUUGAGACCAAUAGCAAAAACUAGUUAUACUAGCAAAGAAGAAGAUCAUAUGACUAUGUUAUUGAAAUUCUUAAGGCAGCUAUGUGUUACACAUUAUGGAUUGGCAUCGAUGUCACAAUUUCGAGAUAAAUAUAAAGCUAUUGUUUAUAAAAGAAAUAAUUAUAACUGCAAUAAAAUAUGGCUAGUAUCUUGUGACAUAAAUGAUGCUUUUAGUUCUAUACGAUUGGAUAAAUUAAAUAAUAUAAUCAAACUUUUGUGCGAAAAUCUUCCGAAUAAACUGGGCCUUAAAUGGAUGGCACUUUUACCUGUUAAAAGUAAAACUGGAAAUUUAAGAUUUGAACAAUAUUUUGUUGAUUUGUAUGUAGCAUUACCAAUUGGAACAAUUCAUGCUCCUACGACUAUAACUAUGAGUAAAACGCAUGUUACUUACGUAAUGAAGCAAAAUUUGUUAGAUAAUAUUAACAAGUGCAUAUUUGGUCAAAAAAUAGAAAUAAAGAAAAAAAAAUAUUUAUUAAAUAAGGGUAUUCUACAGGGUACAAUUCUUUCAAAUGUAUUUUCUGAUAUAUAUUAUAAUUACAUAUAUCAUCAGCGAUUGUCUGAAUUUAUGCAAUCUGGCAUGUUAUUUCGAUAUGUAGAUGAUACAUUGUAUGUCAGUGAAAAUAGAGAGUCUGCUGAGAAAUUUAUGGAAACAAUAAACGAAGGAUUUCCUGAGUACAAUUGCAGCUUCAAACAAUCUAAAAUACAGACUAAUUUGCCUCAUAAAACUAAUUAUACUACGAAUGAAAUAAAAUUCUUAGGAUAUAAAAUAAAUUGUGAUAGCUUGGAAUCUUUGCCAUAUUUUAAAGAUGCGCAUCCUUCUCAUUUGUUCACGCUUGCUAUGAAAAAUAAGAAAUGCGAAGAUGCUAUUACGAUGUUCAAACAAAGAAUUACUAAUUACUCAUAUCUUAGAUUAUCAAAAAUUAUAUUACAUGAUCCAACUAAUUGUAUACAUCGUUUAAAAAUUUUUGUGAAAAAAAUAUCUAUCAUGCAAGCAUGGCGAGCUCUUAUGUUUAUACAAAAGCUAUUUGGUGAUACACAUAAACUAUACACAAAUCAUCAAAAGAUUUUUCUUACUAUUAAAAUAAGUAAUAGGAAAAUUGUAAGAGCUGUUUUAAAUCAUUGUAUAGAAGUAGAUAUACAAAAGAAAAUUAAUUUUAAUAAAGACAAAAUGAGACAAAAAAUUUUUAUAUCAUUAUGGACUGCAUACAAACGAAUAUUUUCCAAUGAUAGAGUCAUAUAUAAAAUAUUCGUCAAUUUAAUCAAAAAGGAAAUGAAAAGUCGGCGGAAGUACAUCAGAAAAAGAAUCUACAGUCUGUCCCACAAGAACAUGUCCGCAAUAUAUCCGUCCAAUUUCUCUCAUUAGCUAUUAUUAGCUUGAUAUUAUCUCAAUAUGCUUAUUAUCAAUUUUUUGACAUGAUUAUUUUAGAUUUUUAUACACAAGUAGUGAUGUACGAUGAAUAUAAUCUAUUAGAGUUCUUAAUUUUAAAAUAUAUUUCUCCUUAAGCUUGUAUUUCAUUCAUACACUAAACUAUUUUUCAUACUCAACAUUCAUCUCUAAGAACUCUGUUCCCUUUUAUAACAUAAACAAAUCUAAGAGAAUUUUAGCAAACAUAUAUUGAAAAAAAACUGUACAUGUUUAAAUUAUCACAAUCACUCUCUUGGUAGGUAUCAGCUGUUGAAAAUACUGGCAACAUACUCUUAUGGAACAGAUUAUAAGUAAAUUUGUUAACAUAUCAGUAGAUCCAUUGAUUACUUAUCCAUCAAAAGGAUAUCCAUCAAAAAUAUAUAAUCUAUAGUUAUAUAUACUGUAAUAUAAAUAUAUAUAUACAUAAAUAUAUAUAGAUAUAUAAAUGUGUGUAUCUUACAUAUUUGAUACUAACCCAAAGAAAUUUUCUUCAAAAAUUACAAAUCAUUAUUUUUGGCUUAAAUAAAUUGUUGAAUUCAUCACAAGACUCAUUGACUGAUAAACCAGUUAAGAAUAAAUAUUUAGUUCCUAGAAAACUGUAACAAUUAAAAUUAAUUUCUUUUUCUAGUAAAAUCUACAAUUACGUUAUAAUUAAUAAUAAUUUUAUUAUUGUUUAUCUUAUUUAGAAAUAAUCUCAGUAUUACUCUCAUUCUGAUCAGUCCAAUAUUAUCUUUUAGUUUCAUUGUCAUAACGCAAGGAAAUUUUUGGACAAAGUAGGUUUUGCUCCAUUACAAUUAUUCAUAUCCAUUCCAUUCAUUUAUAGUUUAUGUAUAUGGUAUACUUAAAUUAUCAAAAUGAAAUACUACUUACAUAUAUCAUACUGAAAUAUAUGUCUUCUCUUAUGAAUUUGUAAUAGUUUAAAUGUAUACAAUAAUUUAUCUUAAUUUUUUUCAGAUAAAAUUUA
Messenger RNA from Vespula vulgaris, 3620 nucleotides. RefSeq lists its product as uncharacterized. The coding region runs from base 110 to 2614 and encodes 834 amino acids. The record is from RefSeq and is a predicted model, not a curated record. The transcript has 12 exons. Gene Ontology annotation, cellular component: telomerase catalytic core complex. Gene Ontology annotation, biological process: telomere maintenance via telomerase. NCBI's taxonomy places the organism in Eukaryota, Metazoa, Arthropoda, Insecta, Hymenoptera, Vespidae. Gene Ontology annotation, molecular function: telomerase RNA binding; telomeric repeat DNA binding.